Messenger RNA from Clunio marinus, 180 nucleotides. The record is from the annotation of a GenBank genome assembly. Lineage: Eukaryota; Metazoa; Arthropoda; Insecta; Diptera; Chironomidae.
AUGCUUAAGCAGAAGCAAGAACGUUCUAAUACAACUGAAUUAUCUAAUAUUUUUAUGAUACGAAUAUACAUUUUAAUUUUCCGAAAAGAUAUUUUAAUGGGAAAACGACGACACAAGAAAAAAGAACUUAAAGUUAGUAAAGAUCAGAAACGAGGUCUUUCUAAUGCUAAUGAGAUUUGA